AUGAAUAGCCACUCCCCGGUCGUCGAUCUCACCUCGUCCGCUCGGUCCGCUAGACCAACCCGGCCCUUCCCCAUCCGCCUCUCGUCAUCACCGCAACAAGCCACUGGACACUAUGCCUUCUCUUCUCCUUCUUCUUCGUCCUCUUCCUCUACCCCUCACAGGGGCCGACAACUUCACCGUGGUGUAAAGCGCCGUCGUCUGAGUAGUGACAGUGGCUCCCGGGCAUCGGCACCAUCGGCGCUGGCGCAGCCGGAAGACGAUGAAGACUUCGUGGAAGCAAUCGACUUGACAGGUGUGGAUGGCUCCGUUUCGUUGGCAAAGGCAUUGGCAAAGCAGCGAGAGGAUGCAGUGAAAGCCCAGCAAUCGCUUGAACACGAGAAGGGGCGUUCGGUGCUGGCCUCGUACAACUGCCCCGUGUGCAUGGACACACCCGAGGAUGCGACAAGCACAGCGUGUGGUCAUCUCUUCUGCCACAAAUGUAUCAUCGACUGUUUGAAAAACAGCGAAGAGCAACGCACAGACUCGUCAGGCAAAUCACAGCGAGGCACUUGUCCCGUGUGCCGGAAACCUCUCACCAGAAACGAAGCGGUUGGACCAAGGAGGAGCCUUAUUCCCCUGCAAAUCAAGUUGAUGACGAAGAAAAGAGGCGCCGCCACUCCUGAAGAGGUAUAG
This is a messenger RNA of Penicillium lagena, 672 nucleotides long. RefSeq lists its product as uncharacterized. The record is from RefSeq and is a predicted model, not a curated record. Gene Ontology annotation, molecular function: metal ion binding. Lineage: Eukaryota; Fungi; Ascomycota; Eurotiomycetes; Eurotiales; Aspergillaceae. The transcript is spliced from 2 exons. The coding region runs from base 1 to 672 and encodes 223 amino acids.